Messenger RNA from Aspergillus mulundensis, 2604 nucleotides. RefSeq names its product Vacuolar protein sorting-associated protein 35. The coding region runs from base 1 to 2604 and encodes 867 amino acids. Gene Ontology annotation, cellular component: late endosome; retromer complex; retromer, cargo-selective complex. Gene Ontology annotation, biological process: intracellular protein transport; retrograde transport, endosome to Golgi. The transcript is spliced from 5 exons. The record is from RefSeq and is a predicted model, not a curated record. NCBI's taxonomy places the organism in Eukaryota, Fungi, Ascomycota, Eurotiomycetes, Eurotiales, Aspergillaceae.
AUGGCGACCUCGGUAGCGCCGUCCGAAGACCAGAGUCGUCUUCUGGAGGAGGCAUUGGGGGUGGUGCGCCAGCAAUCAGCCAUGAUGCGGAAAUGCCUUGAGACGCCGGGGAAACUGAUGGAUGCGCUCAAAUGCGGCUCAACAUUGGUCUCGGAGCUACGAACACCGAGUCUAGGCCCCAAGCAAUACUACGAACUUUACAUGGCUGUCUUUGACGCUCUGCGCCAUCUCUCCGUCUACCUUAAAGAGAACCACCCGGUAAACCACCUCGCGGACCUGUACGAAUUGGUUCAGUAUGCCGGCAAUAUUGUUCCCCGACUUUACCUUAUGAUCACCGUUGGUACCGUGUAUAUGUCUGUGGAGGACGCACCCGUUAAGGAGAUCAUGAAGGACAUGAUGGAGAUGAGCCGAGGUGUACAGCAUCCGAUCCGUGGAUUGUUCUUGAGGUACUACCUCUCCGGCCAGGCGAGGGACUACCUACCGUCGGGAACCGGGGACGGGCCGGAAGGGAACCUGCAGGACUCGAUUAACUUCGUUUUGACCAACUUCGUGGAGAUGAACAAACUUUGGGUGCGACUUCAGCACCAGGGUCCUUCACGUGAGCGAGAGAAGCGGAUGCAGGAGCGUCGGGAGUUGGAGUUGCUGGUUGGCAGCAAUGUUGUCCGCCUCAGCCAAUUGGUGGAUCUGGAGACGUACAAGUCUGGGAUUCUGCAAGCGCUCCUAGAACAGGUUGUUCAAUGCCGGGAUGUCCUGGCACAGGAGUAUUUGCUUGAAGUGAUUACAAAGGUGUUCCCGGAUGAGUUCCACCUACAUACGCUCGACUUAUUGCUUUCAGCUAUCGCGCGGUUAAAUCCGCAUGUGGAUCUGAAGAAGAUCGUUAUAGGACUUAUGGACCGCUUAUCGUCCUAUGCGGCUCGCGAGGCUGAGACGUCUACAGACUCGGAGACGAAGAAGCAAAAGGAAGAGGAAGCUGUUACGAAGCUCCUUGAGAACCUCAAGGUAUCUGAAGAGACCAAGGAGAAAUCAAAGGAGGAUACUCCCGCUGCUCAAGAAAAUGGAGUUGAGCAGACACCGACGGAAAGUGACGAGAACACCAAACCGGCCGAAGAGCCUACAGCGAAUGGACGCGACGAGGAUCAGAAGCCUAGCACGCCUCAAGACGUCAAGUUAUACGACAUAUUCUAUGAGCAGGUGGUCAACCUCAUUAAAUCACGCGGUCUUCCUAUCCAAGAUACCAUGGCGCUGCUUGUUUCGCUUGUCAACCUUGCACUCAACACAUAUCCUGAACAUUUGGAAUAUGUCGAUCAAGUCCUCGAGUUUGCUACCAAGGAGACAGCCGAGUACACAGACCAUGCAGAUCUACACGCCGCCCCAACACAACAGAACCUCCUACACCUCCUCAUUGCUCCGCUCCGCUCCUAUGUUUCGAUCUUCACAGCCCUGGCUCUGCCGCACUACCUCCCUCUCUUGUCAUCUCAGUCCUACCCUACACGACGAUCUGUUGCGGGCGAAAUUGCCCGCACUCUUCUUAAGAAUCGAACAUUAAUCACCACCACCGAGAACCUGGAACGCGUCUUAGGGGCUCUUAGGGUACUAAUCAAAGAAGGUGUUCAACAGGGAGGAGGCUACCCUGGGUCGCAACGACGAGGCGAGUCGGACGAGACGAUUGAAGAACAAGGGUGGUUGGCCAGAUUAAUCCAUCUACUGCAGGCGCCAGAAAAUGACACCCAGCUUAAGCUUCUCCAAGCCACCCGAAAGGCGUACUUGGACGGCAACGAAAGGAUCCGAUACACCUUCCCUGCCAUCAUCAGCUCCUCAAUCCGUCUGGCACGGAAACUCAAGUCCCGCGAGCACUACGAUGACAACUGGCAAUCACAAUCAUCAGCACUCUACCGAUUUAUGCACCAGUGUGUAAACAACCUCUAUCAGCGCGUCAACCCUGGUUGCGCCGAUCUUGCGCUGCGUUUGUUUGUAAUGUGUGGUGAGGUGGCCGACCAGACCGGCUUCGAAGAAUUCAGCUACGAGUUCUUUGCGCAAGCCUUUACCAUCUACGAAGACUCUAUCAGCGACUCUCGAGCCCAGUUCCAAGCCGUCUGCAUAAUAGCCGGGGCCCUCCACGGUACCCGAGGCUUCUCCAAAGAGAACUACGACACCCUCAUCACAAAAGCCGCUCUCCACGGUAGCAAGCUUCUCAAGAAGCCCGACCAAUGCCGCGCUGUAUACCUAGCCAGUCAUCUCUGGUGGGUAAUCGAGAACCCCCAAAGAGGCGACGAAGAUCCUAAGAAUCUCUACCGCGACGGCAAGCGCGUCCUCGAAUGCCUGCAGCGCGCCCUGCGCGUCGCAGAUGCCUGCAUGGACACUGCCGUGUCCGUGGAGCUCUUCGUCGAGAUCCUCAACCGCUACGUCUAUUACUUCGACCAGCAGAACGAGACCGUGACGAUAAAGUACCUCAACGGCUUGAUCGAGCUCAUCCACUCGAAUCUCCAAACAGACCAGGACGAGCCGAACCCGGCGCUGGAGAACCCCAAGAAACAUUUCUACCGAACCCUCGACUACAUCCGCACGAGGGAGUUCGAGGGCGUGAUUACAGAUCCCAGAUCCUAG